UCUCCAUCGCUCCCGGUGCUGCGCGCCCUCCCGCCUCCGCCCAAAAUGGCGCUGCCCCGCGAAAGGGCCGCGGCCGCCGCCUCCGUCCCUGCUCCCUCCGGGAGCUGAAGUCAUUUCUCGGGCCAGGCGCGUCCCCGAGGGGCCGUGCUGUGUUCUCCUGCUCGUCCUGUCUCUUUUUCCACAAGAAGGUUGUGAGCGGUACCGCGCGGAAGGCGCGGGCCUGGCCCGGGACAAUUCCCACGAGCAGAGCAAAGCGCAGCGAGCGCACGGAGCAAGUGCCUCUCGCGUCUGUGCCAGGAGUUGGGAACCACUGGCAUGGGAAGUUGGCUGCGGUGUGCUCUACGUUACUCCCUCUGGCUUUCUCAUUAAGCCGGUUCAGGAGGCUUGGGUGCAGAACAGAUCUUCCCUGAGUAGUGCCCAGCCUCACCUGCCUGCUCUGUCAGUCGGCAAUGCUUUUCAGACACCAGUGAAUCCUGUGGCAACUUCAUCUGAUGACUUUUAUGGAGGUGUCUGUCGAGAGACUCCCACAGUUGCAUUCGCCAUUGGAAUAAGCAUCGACUCCGGUGGAGUUACACCCACUCAUGCCAGCAGUAGAAACUGCAGUGUUUUGCAGGAAAUGGAUGUCAUCCAGAAACGGGAUGAAAACUGUUACUGCUACGUGCAAAACAGAACCAUUCACUUACAGUACAUUUGGUCAACUCUUCAGGUAAAAGUUGACAGCAGAGAAGCGUUCAGGUUUGAGCCUAUUUCAGAAAAAAGCAACUGUCGUAAUUCAGAAACUGUUUUUGAGUUUGCGGCAUGUGCUGUUCAAAUCUUCUGGAAACCAGAGACAUCUACAGAAACUGUCCUAAACGUAAAACAAUAUGGAGAGGAUAUUUGUUUCAAAAUACAGCCCUUCAAAACCGAACCGUACACCGUGAGCGUGAAACGAGAAAUGCUAGAUGGAAAGCUCUUGGUUUUGUUUGUAGCUGGCAUUCUUCUGUUCCAUUUUGCAAACAGCCUGAGCAGGAGUACCAAGUUCUUUUACCUUUCUGGAAUAACACUGGGUGUUCUUGCUCUGCUAGUCUUUAUCCUGUUGACACUUAAAAGGUUUAUUCCAAGGCACAGUACCUUCUGGAUCUUAAUGAGCGGCUGCUGGAUGUCCUCUCUCUAUUUUGUUUACUGCUUCAAGGAAAACAUGCAGUGGUUGUGGUCUGAACACAGAAACUACUUGUUGGGGUAUUUUCUGGCUGUUGGAAUUGCCAGCUUCGCCGCUUGCUACCAGCACGGACCGCUUACCACUGAACUGAGCAUAACCUUGUUCGCAUGGACGCUACAAUUAACAGCCUUUGUCCUGAUUUAUUGUGGUGUCACCAUACCUCAAGUUGCAUACGCAGUAAUAGCGGUCAGCCUCUGUUCAAAAGGCCUGGGUUACCCCCUCGGUGCUGCUUGUCACAUAGGCAGAAAAAUGAAGAAUCACUUUAAAUCAAAAAAGUUAGUGUUUAAAUACCUCACGGAAGAGGAGUAUCGAGAACAAGGUGAAACAGAAACUAUCAGAGCUCUGGAGGAGCUACGCUCAUUCUGCAGGAACCCUGGCUUCCCGUCAUGGUUAGCUGUAUACAAACUCCAGUCCCCACACAGGUUUGCAGGUUUUGUUCUCGGAUCUCCCCACGUCUCACGUGCAGAAAUAAAGGCACAUGAGGAGGAAUACGGCAUUGGAAGCUUCUUCCUGGAAGAGCAGCUCUUUGAGAUGAGGGCAGAAUCUGAGCAAGGUGAUCCAGCCAAUUCCGUCCAUGAAGGAGAUGUGGAGGAUGAAGAUGAAAUGCAUCAACAGAUUUCAUUUCCAUAUGCUACUGAGUUGCUCUGA
Tauraco erythrolophus (red-crested turaco) is the source of this 1846-nucleotide messenger RNA. The record is from RefSeq and is a predicted model, not a curated record. NCBI's taxonomy places the organism in Eukaryota, Metazoa, Chordata, Aves, Musophagiformes, Musophagidae.